This is a messenger RNA of Monopterus albus (swamp eel), 1134 nucleotides long. It is a transcript of the gene emid1, whose product is annotated as EMI domain containing 1. The transcript is spliced from 12 exons. Lineage: Eukaryota; Metazoa; Chordata; Actinopteri; Synbranchiformes; Synbranchidae. Bases 1 to 1134 code for a protein of 377 amino acids. The record is from RefSeq and is a predicted model, not a curated record. Gene Ontology annotation, molecular function: protein binding.
AUGGUUGAUGAUUUAUUUAGCUUGGGUCCUGAAUUCCUCGUGUGCCAUGUGUGCUUAAGAGACCUGAUACUCACUGUGGGCCUGCUUGGUGCUGUUGCCAGUGAACCAGCAUGGUGCAGGAACUGGUGUCCUCAUACAGUUACUAAGACGGUGACUUGCCAGGUGCAGAAUGGGACAGUCCUCCAGCGGGUCUACCAGACAUGCCACUGGCCGCACGGAUGUACAGGGAGCAGUUACAAGACUGUGGUCAGACCUUCCUAUAAAGUGGUGUACCGCACUGUGACCUCUCUGGAGUGGAAGUGCUGUCCAGGAUUCAGUGGUGCAGCGUGUGAAGAAAAUGCAGGGAUCCAUCUUUUGGCUCAGGAGGUAAUAAGGAAGCCAUCCACACUACGCCGGCCACCUGCGCGCACAGGAGAGCCAGUCUCUAGUAAAGAGAGCUGUCUUUUAGAUUGCCUCAACUGCAGUCGAAUCACUGCUUUGAGUGACAGGCUGAACUCACUGGAGGCGAAGGUCCAGUUACUCUCCGCCCCGGUCUCUAUAUCACAUCACCACCUUCAGGGUAAGGGAGGAACUGCACCAGAGACCUCAUUACUGAAGGGGGCUGUGCCCGCUCAGGGAGCCCCUGGUGAGCAGGGACCUGCAGGUCCUCAGGGUGAAAAGGGCAGAGAUGGGCUUCCUGGCAGAGAUGGGAAGCCAGGGUCUCAAGGGCUGCCCGGUCCCAGUGGGCCUCGAGGGGAGGCUGGGGCAAGGGGCCCAUCUGGAGGCCCUGGAGUGAAGGGAUCCCCAGGAUCAGCAGGCCCCCGUGGUCCACCAGGACCUCCAGGAGAGAGGGGUCUACCAGGCCCACCUGGGCCUCCAGGGCCCCGAGCACCAGCCAAUGCUCGCAUCCCAGAACCAGACCACAAUCGUGGAAAAAACUCCUUCUUCACCAACACUUUCCAUGACUCACAAGGGUUGCCUGUUCCCGGACCUCAGGGCCCCCCUGGGCCUGUUGGUCCCCCAGGUCCCAAAGGCCCAGCAGGACCUCCUGGCCCGCCAGGACUGAAUGGCAAACCUGGAGCUCCUGGAACAGAGGGCCCCGUGGGGCCAAAGGGAGAGCGUGGCGAGAGAGUGAGUACACUGACAGCCAGAUAA